GGACGCGCUCUUCCUGUCCCUGAGAGCUCUAAUCGCAAGUGAUCAACUCCCUCUUCUGCCCAUUGUACAUGAUAAGGACUUCCAAGCUCGGAUCUUCACGAACGGGAAAAAUCGACUUCUGGAGUGGAGAGGGGACACGGAGAUCCACAGUUUUGCUACGCGACUUAUCCUUCAGAAUUUCAGCAAUAAGUCUGACAUCUCUAUGUUUCACUUGUUGAGGAGUUCUUUGGAGUGUAACAAGACGUUGGGGCUGCUUUCACAGCGCUAUGGUUUGCACCGAUUGUACAAAGGUAUAAGUGGAAUAGACCUUUGCAAGGCGCCUGACGCCAAAUGCCAUGCAAAUCUAUUCGAAGCGUAUAUCGGUGCAAUGAGUCUCAUUUGUGGGGACUCCGCUUUCAGAAAUUUCCUCAACGCUGUUUUCCUGCCCAUUCUCACUUGUGCCGCCCAAACUCUCGGCAUCUACUCCUACGUUCCUCGACCCUUGCCCAUUAGCGAUGGUCUUGAUGAUCUGGCAACAGAGAUGUCCGGCGUAGAAGAUGGAUCUGGCGACAAACCCGAACGAGAGAAGCUCGCUUUUGAGACUGGAUGCCACGAACUUGGGAUUCUGCCGCAUUUGCGCGUUAGGGACACUGGAGAGCAAACUUUGGAUCGCCGAUUCAGGGUAACCAUUCAUUGCAGAAAAGAAUUGAUUUCGGCUGGUUGUGGCCCAACUCAACAUGCCGCACAGGCGAAAGCAUACAGGAAUGGAAUAGCAACCUUGGCUCAGGUCAGCGGCUAAUAUUCAUCGACUCGCCCUGUUUUGAAGUCUGAUAUACUUUCUUCAGUUGGAAUCAUUACUUCAGGUCCACCUUCCUACUGCGGGCCAGCUGGAAGAGGGGCUGGGCAAGCUCAACG
Molecule: messenger RNA, 894 nt
Organism: Cantharellus anzutake
Lineage: Eukaryota; Fungi; Basidiomycota; Agaricomycetes; Cantharellales; Hydnaceae
Exons: 2
Coding region: 203-778 (191 amino acids)
Biological process (GO): RNA processing
Molecular function (GO): ribonuclease III activity
Source: RefSeq, a predicted model, not a curated record